CCCCAACCACGCAACCGUAGCUCCCUUCCAACUCGAGCAGCAACGCAACGCACGCGGCGCUGUCACACUACGAAUCCACGCAAUUGAGGUUUCGUGAAGUUCGACAUCAUGGCUGCUGUAAUCCAAGGUCUCUUCGGAGGGUCAAAGGACGACCAGCCCAAGGUCGUGGCGGAUAAUGACUUCGCAGACUUCGCCUCCGCCCCCGAACCAACCCCCGCCUCCUUCGCCGCCCCCGCCGGCACCACCCCCCUCGCCGCGACCGCCACACCCGCCCUCCCCUACACAAAAUGGUACAACAUCCACGAGCGGCACUCCCUCUCCGAGUUCAAGGGCGAAGGCUACAUCCUGCUCCUCCUCCUCGCGCUGGGUACAAUCCACAUCCUCGGCACACGCGCGAACCGCCGCCGUGCUCGCGGAUGGGCCGUUGCGCACGCGCCAGUCUUGCAUAAUGAGUUUGCGCUUGUGGGGUUUGCGCCACAGCAGCCGGGGGCGGGGGAUGCGGAGGGGGAGGGACUUGCGAGGGCGAUUGAGAAGGCGGGGAAGGAUGGGGAGGUGUUGAAGGAGGUUGGACUCAGCAAUUUCCUCGGAUACGCUACUGGGCGACUUAAUGUUGCCUUCCUCGACAUUGAAAUCGACCUCCUCAAGCGGUACAACCCGGUUCUUCAGUUCAUCGAGAACGCAGCGGGGUUCUUCUUCGAAUCCAUGCCAGCCCCUGUGGAGCGCGUGUCGGCGAUCCUCUACCCCUUCGAUGGGAAAGAGGCCUUGACUGUCCCCGGCCUCCCUGGUAUGGCGGAGCUGAAGGGCGGGAAGAGCGGGUACGACAAUUUCGUCUGGGCCGUCGUGCAUAAAGAUCGCAUGCGCCAGCUGCGCGACGAGAGAUACGACGUCAGUAUCACUGUCACCAAGGACCACCCUAGACUCCCGGAGUGGGCGACUGUCAUGUCCGAGAGCGCUGAGAUCACCGAGGCGAUGCUUACACCCGCUCUUGUGGCUGCGGUGGAGAAGGCGGGGGAGGCGUUCGAGCAUUUGAUUAUCACUGACCAGCCCACCGACCAGCCUCUCAGCGUUGACGAGACUGUGUCGAAGAAGCGAGUCUACCUCUCCCUCCGCCUUCCCGCCUCAGGGGAUUACGAGGAGACGCUGCCGAUCUUCACGUAUUUCAUCCAGCUUGCUGACUUUUUGGUUGAGAAAGCGCAUUUCAGACCGGAGGUUAUGAAGAAGGUGAAGGGAGGGAGGGAGGAUGUGGUGAAGAGGUUGGUGAAGGCGGAUACGGAUGGGAAGGCGGAGGAGAGGGCGCUGGAGAGGGAGAAGGCGAAGAAGGCGAAGAGGGAUAAGGAACUAGCAGGCUUGGAUGCGAAGGCGCAGAAGAAGUUUUUGGAGAAGGAGAAGGAGAGGGAGAUGAAGAGGAGUAUGAAGAAGGGGAGUCAGAAGGGUUAGGUGUGGGAUAGGAUGGGAUAUAAUGUGUACUUUGUAGAUAUUAUGUGCUUUUUUGUGGCGGGGA
This is a messenger RNA of Pseudogymnoascus verrucosus, 1501 nucleotides long. RefSeq lists its product as uncharacterized. Bases 109 to 1437 code for a protein of 442 amino acids. The transcript has 2 exons. Gene Ontology annotation, molecular function: calcium ion binding. The record is from RefSeq and is a predicted model, not a curated record. Gene Ontology annotation, cellular component: endoplasmic reticulum. Gene Ontology annotation, biological process: endoplasmic reticulum calcium ion homeostasis. NCBI's taxonomy places the organism in Eukaryota, Fungi, Ascomycota, Leotiomycetes, Thelebolales, Thelebolaceae.